Molecule: messenger RNA, 1116 nt
Organism: Pyricularia grisea
Lineage: Eukaryota; Fungi; Ascomycota; Sordariomycetes; Magnaporthales; Pyriculariaceae
Exons: 2
Coding region: 1-1116 (371 amino acids)
Biological process (GO): protein folding
Cellular component (GO): endoplasmic reticulum
Molecular function (GO): protein disulfide isomerase activity
Source: RefSeq, a predicted model, not a curated record
AUGGGUAACCUAAAGAGCAUCGGGCUCUUCUUCCUGGCCGCUUUUGCGACCACACAAGUCGCAGCCAAAUCAGACGUUAUCGACCUCAUCCCCUCCAACUUUGACGACGUUGUUCUCAAGUCCGGAACGCCCACCCUUGUCGAGUUCUUUGCCCCGUGGUGCGGCCACUGCAAGAACCUCGCUCCCACCUACGAGGAGCUCGCGCAGUCCUUUGCUGGCUCCAAGGGCAAGGUUCAGAUCGCAAAGGUCGACGCCGAUGCCGAGAAGAGCUUGGGCAAGCGCUUUGGUGUUCAGGGAUUCCCGACGCUCAAGUGGUUCGAUGGCAAGAGCGACAAGCCAACCAACUAUGAGGGCGGCCGUGACCUCGACAGCUUGGCUGGAUUCAUCACCGAGAAGACCGGCGUGAAGCCCAAGCGCAAGCUUGCUCCUCCCUCCAACGUUGUCAUGCUUAGCGAUUCGACUUUCUCCAAGACCAUCGGAGGUGACAAGAACGUUUUGGUUGCCUUUACUGCUCCUUGGUGUGGACACUGCAAGUCCCUGGCACCUAUCUGGGAGGACCUUGCCCAAACCUUCGCUCUGGAGGACGAUGUCGUCAUCGCCAAAGUUGACGCCGAGGCCGAGAACAGCAAGGCCACCGCCAACGAACAGGGCGUUAAGUCCUACCCCACCAUCAAGUUCUGGGCCAAGGGUCAGUCCAAGCCCGAGGACUACAACGGCGGCCGCUCCGAAGCCGACUUUGUCAAGUUCCUCAACGAGAAGACGGGCACCCAGCGUGCCGCCGGAGGCGGUGUCGAUGCCACCUCGGGCACCAUCGCCGCGCUCGACGCCAUCGUGGUCAAGUACACUGGAGGCACUUCGCUCAGCGAUGCCGCCGCCGAGAUCAAGAAGGAGGCCGAGGGCCUGAAGGACGCUGCUCAGGUCAAGUACGCCGAAUAUUACAUCCGGGUCUUUGACAAGCUAAGCAAGAACGACGACUUUGCCUCCAAGGAGCUUACUCGUCUGGACGGCAUACUCAAGAAGGGCGGUCUGGCCCCCGCCAAGCUUGACGAGCUUACCCGCAAGACGAACGUCCUGAGGAAGUUUGUCGAGAAGGUCACCGGCAAGGACGAGUUGUAA